This is a messenger RNA of Hibiscus syriacus, 890 nucleotides long. RefSeq lists its product as uncharacterized. NCBI's taxonomy places the organism in Eukaryota, Viridiplantae, Streptophyta, Magnoliopsida, Malvales, Malvaceae. The record is from RefSeq and is a predicted model, not a curated record. The transcript is spliced from 4 exons. The coding region runs from base 238 to 885 and encodes 215 amino acids.
UUGCACCUCCCAUCGACUUCGAGAGCGUAGCUUCGGUUUUAGCUUGGUGUCUGGACUCCCUCUCUAUUUAGCCUUUCUUUAUUCUCUUUUCAUUUUGCAUCUCUCUCUCUCUCUCUCUCUCUCUCUCUCUGCUCGCCGCCUUCUAUUCUCUCUCUGUAAUCUCACUCAUUACCUCAAGACUUCAAGCUGGCGAUCGAAAACCAAGAAUCCACUGUGAAGCCCAAGAACAGAAGAAUCAUGGGAGCUGAUGGACCCGAUGAAGAAGAUAACAGAUGGCCGCCAUGGUUGGAACCUUUGUUGAGAGAACAUUUCUUUGUUCAAUGCAAACUUCAUGUUGAUUCUCACAAGAGUGAAUGCAAUAUGUACUGCUUAGAUUGUAUGAAUGGCGCUCUCUGCUCUCUCUGUCUACCUUAUCACAAGGACCAUCGUUGUAUUCAGAUCAGGAGGUCCUCGUACCAUGAUGUGAUAAGGGUAUCGGAGAUACAAAAAUACCUGGACAUAUCUGGUGUCCAAACUUAUGUUAUUAACAGCGCCAAGGUCGUCUUCAUCAAUGAGAGGCCUCAACCAAGGCCCGGAAAAGGUGUCACCAACACCUGUGAGGUCUGUGACCGUAGCCUCGUCGACUCCUUCCGAUUCUGCUCUCUCCGUUGCAAGAUUGUGGGCACAUCAGGAAGUUUCCCGAAGAAGAAGAGGCACAUCUCCGCCGUGGCAUCGGACUCCGAAGACUCGAAAUGUAGCCAUGGAAAGCUGAAGAACCACAACAACAAAGUGCAGAGCUUUAGUCCUUCGACACCGCCUCCGAGUACGGUUAAUUACCGAACCGCGAAACGGAGAAAGGGGAUUCCCCAUCGAGCCCCAAUGGGAGGACUAAUCAUAGAAUAUUAGUCAUA